Molecule: messenger RNA, 777 nt
Organism: Oryzias latipes (Japanese medaka)
Lineage: Eukaryota; Metazoa; Chordata; Actinopteri; Beloniformes; Adrianichthyidae
Source: RefSeq, a predicted model, not a curated record
AGUGAAAGGGUUAAAUAACAGGCCCCGCCUCCUCAGUCACCAAUAGCUAUGCAGCAGCUGAACCAGGAGGAAAUAUGACAUGACAGGCAGCUUCCAAUACUGCAGUUCUCUGCGUCUUUUCAAACUUCUGGUCAAGUUCCUGCUUGUUCCUUUCUCCUUGAAUAGAGGGACUGGGAUCCCUUUCAUGUCAGUUAAGUGUCUGGAAACAAUGAAAGCGAAGCAGCUUUGAAGAGGUCAGAGAUAUCACAGCUGGCAACAGUCCAAAGAGAGCAGGAAAAAAAAGGCUCAAUGGCAUACCGACUUUUUGAAGGGAAGGAACACGCUUCUGUCUACCAGAAGUACCGAUUCAGCCCUCCAGCAGGGCUCACAGACCUUAUCAUUCAGUACUUGGACAAAAAGAAAGGGCCGCCACAUGAGCUGGCAGUGGAUCUUGGAUGUGGGACGGGUCAGAACACCCGACUCCUGGCUCCACACUUCAAAGAAGUCGUCGGCAUCGACAUCAGCGAGAGUCAACUGGGGGAGGCCAGAGCUGUGCCAGGGUUCUCCAACAUCACAUACAAAACUGGAACAGCAGAGAAGCUUCCGUUUCCAGACGGUUCCGUUGACCUUUUGGCAGCAGCUUCAGCCGCUCACUGGUUUGAUGUGCCAAAGUUCUUGGCGGAGGCAAAUCGGGUUCUGAAACCCGGGGGCUGCAUGGCUCUGCUGGGCUUUGGUGAUAACUGCCCCAAAUUUACCUACAAGGACUGUGGGGACAAACUCAACUCCAUUUAUCAAGAG